Solea senegalensis (Senegalese sole) is the source of this 5355-nucleotide messenger RNA. Its product is annotated as plexin-A4-like. Lineage: Eukaryota; Metazoa; Chordata; Actinopteri; Pleuronectiformes; Soleidae. Bases 203 to 1633 code for a protein of 476 amino acids. The record is from RefSeq and is a predicted model, not a curated record. The transcript has 10 exons. Gene Ontology annotation, biological process: regulation of cell shape; regulation of GTPase activity; positive regulation of axonogenesis. Gene Ontology annotation, molecular function: semaphorin receptor activity. Gene Ontology annotation, cellular component: semaphorin receptor complex.
GAGCAUAAAAAGCCAGCCCAGAGAUUGUCUGACAAGCCGUCAUAUAGCAUGUGCAGGCGGCUCUCUCAAUUCAUGUCUGUGCAAUUAUGUUUGUGUAACGAAAGCCUAUUCAUUAGCAGCGAUUAUCAAAUUUUUUUUUAGCGGAAUAUUUGAUGGCGGUGUUGAAUAUUCAUGACGGUAAUAGGAGCGCGGUGGGGAUCACAUGUUCACCAUGUGCUCUCUGUCUGUCUGCAGGACUGAGUCUGUGGCGGAGAAAAUGCUGACCAACUGGUUUACGUUCCUCCUCUACAAGUUUCUGAAGGAGUGUGCGGGCGAACCGCUCUUCUCCCUCUUCUGUGCCAUCAAGCAGCAGAUGGAAAAAGGCCCCAUCGACUCCAUCACAGGAGAGGCGCGCUACUCGCUCAGCGAGGACAAGCUCAUCAGACAGCAGAUUGACUACAAGACACUGGUGGUGAACUGCAUCCAUCCCGAGAAUGAGAAGAGCCCAGAGAUCCAAGUCAAGGUGCUGAACUGUGACACCAUCAGCCAAGUGAAGGAGAAGAUCCUGGAUGCCAUCUAUAAAAAUGUGCCACACUCGCACCGCCUCAAAGCCUCUGACAUGGACCUGGAAUGGCGCCAGGGUAGAGGACAACGCAUGAUCCUGCAGGAUGAGGACGUCACCACUAAGAUUGAAGCGGACUGGAAGAGACUGAACAUGUUGGCCCAUUAUCAGGUACCCGAUAAUGCAGUAAUGGCUUUGGUUCCCAAGCAAGUCACAGCCUAUAAUUCAGUCAACAACUCCACUGUGUCUCGAACUUCUGCAAGUAAAUAUGAGAACAUGAUCAAAUACACUGGAAGUCCUGACAGCCUGCGCUCUCGCACUCCCAUGAUCACUCCUGACUUGGAGAGCGGGGUCAAGGUUUGGCACCUGGUGAAGAACCAUGAGCACGGCGACCAGAAGGAGGGCGACCGCGGCAGCAAGAUGGUGUCCGAGAUCUACCUGACGAGACUUCUGGCGACCAAGGGUACAUUACAAAAGUUUGUGGAUGACCUGUUUGAGACCAUCUUCAGCACGGCCCAUCGAGGCAGCGCCCUGCCACUGGCCAUCAAAUACAUGUUUGACUUCCUGGACGAACAGGCGGACAAACACAGCAUCCAUGACCCACAUGUUCGACACACAUGGAAGAGCAACUGCCUACCUCUGCGUUUCUGGGUGAAUGUGAUCAAGAACCCCCAGUUUGUGUUUGACAUCCACAAGAGCAGCAUCACGGAUGCCUGCCUGUCUGUGGUGGCUCAGACCUUCAUGGACUCCUGCUCCACCUCAGAACACCGCCUUGGGAAGGACUCACCCUCCAACAAGCUGCUUUACGCCAAGGACAUCCCCAGCUACAAGAGCUGGGUGGAGAGAUACUACUCGGACAUCGGUAAGAUGCAAGCGAUCAGCGACCAGGACAUGAAUGCCUACUUGGCAGAACAGUCACGGAUGCACAUGAAUGAGUUCAACACCAUGAGCUCCCUCAGCGAGAUUUACUCCUAUGUGGGCAAAUACACCGAGGAGAUUGUGUGUUCACUAGAGCAGGAUGAUGCAGCCAGGAAACAGAGGUUGGCCUUCAAGCUGGAGCAGGUGGUGGCCUUCAUGAGUCUGGAAAGCUGAGGACCGCACUUCCCAGGGCGCACUGGGAAGAGACCCCAUCAGAAACCGAGCCGUGCCUGAGUGAAGACUUGUCCCCAUCUUUUUUCAUCAUGUGACUUCCUCCCUCCGCCUUUCAAAGAUGACUUCUUCCUCCACCUUGUUUCCCCACAAGAAAUAUUCCCGUUUCCUCAUCCAUUUUGCUGCAUAAACUAGUUUUACCUGAAUAUAUUUGAAGGGUGGGUUCGAGCUUAAGUCGGCAAAUCCCACAAUGCAAUGUGGGGGGAGCCCUCAGCUGCACCACAGGGAGCGCUCAAAGGGGUGAUUGCUUGAAAGCUUGCCAUAUUGGCGUACCUCAGUCCCCCUGCUGGAGGAAGUAAGAGGGAAACAUUUUUAUGUUGCCUUUAAGAAUUUACACUGACAUGUAAUUCUUUAAAAACCACACUGUUGGGCAUCCAUUUUGUUGAACUUUUUUUUCCAAAAUAGGAUAGUUAAACUAAAACCACCUCUAGAGUCCAGCUUAUUGUAGUUCUAUAUUCACUAUAUACAGACGAGAGGAAACAUCGACAAAUGAUGACUGCAAGCCAAAUGAACACCUCUGAAGAAAAUUCAUGCAAGGAUGGAUGGUUUGCCAAGUUUACACUGUACCUGCAAACAAAGCAUACAUAUCUGUGAAAUUUGGGGCGAGUCCAGGCAAACCUAGAAUGUUUUUGUGUUCUUUCAAUGUAGCUGGAGUUGUAUUUAAGAGUUGAGACUGAUCGGGGUAGGGAAGGACGAGUGCUUCUCUGAACUUUUCCCUCAAUGAGACAUUACUGACAAUAAAACUUUACGAACCAGAGUAUCUCCAACUUGUACCCCUUUGCAACAUCCGCACAUUUUUCUCUGGCCAGCAUACGUUUAACUUGAGAGAAAAUGCUCAUGAUUUCUGCUUCCGUCCGGUUUAUGUGGCUCCUGCAAAAUGACCCGAUUAGACAAAACCCUAGAUGCCCCCCCCACCCCCCCGACUCAAGUUGGAUCCUCUGAAAGAAGCACACAACCAACUCUGGAAGACUCUCUCUUUCGACUGCUAACCCGAACGCCCAGACGCAGUCGCUUCCAAUCUCGUGUCGUCACUGCGGCAGUCUCUCAAAGCACACACACAUACAACACGCACAGAAACACAAUCAGCAGCUGCCCACGUAUCUACAUCCACCGCGAAGGUUAAAGGGAGGAGCGGACUGUGAGACACUUGCUCGAUCACUCACAACAAGAGUGAUUCAGUGGAGUGAAGUCAGAGAUGGCUGACUGCUACCUAAAGGGGGCUCUAUUGGGAGAGUAGCACCUUUUUUUCCUUGGAUGUUCUUAUUUAAAAAAAAAGACUUUUGUGUGGAGAAUUCAAAACGGGAUGGAUUUCAUCAGUCAGCCGAAAACCAAAGGAGCUUGAAAUUUUCAAUACGGUCAAAUGUAUUUGUAAAGUGCCACUGAGGAAAUGACUGAAAAAAAAAAGGACUAUGUAAAAGACAACCACUACAAGGACAAAAAAAAUAUUGUGACUGGAACUUAAAAAGAACCCUGCGUGACUUUUUCUGACCUCAGUGUGUCGAGUUGCGAGGCUCUGAGGGCGACAUGAUCUGAUCCUCCUUUCUCUUUCCAUCGUCCCCGGGUCUCUCCGGCUCUCGGCACACCGUUCACCUUUGUGUCUGGCUCCUGACCAGUUUCCUUUUGUUUUGCACAACCGUUGGAGAUGGUAGCUAGUUGCAUACAGCAAAAUCCCAACUCUUCAGUGUGUAACUGUCGAGGCGCUCUUGUCUGUAUUAGUGUAGUUGUCCUCAGUGGCGGCAGGGGGCGGCCUUCUCCGAGCCUCAAAAAAGAAAAAAAGAAAAAAAAAAGAAAAGAGAAAUCCGAUAAAGCAGAGCAGGAACAGAGCAAAAGUGAUUUAUCGCGGUAGAAUAACAAGAAAAUGAUAGACAUUAAAGUUGCUAAGACUUGUUGGAUGUGAACCUCCACUGUGGGAGAGAGCGACUGAAAGAGAGAUGAUGGAGGCGCCCUCCGUAUCUUUUGACCUCUGCCCUUUCUUUUGCCUUGACAACGUGCCCCAUGUGGUGAUGUGAAUGUGUGAAGACCGCCCUAGGUCCACCUUGGGUCCUUUAUUGGCUUUUUAAGCGCAUGUAAAACAUAAACAAUUUAAGAAACUUAUUAAAAAAAAAAAAAGAAAAAUAAGAAAUUUAAGCCUUGCAAUGAUGAUGUGGAUGUGUUCUUUUAUCUUUCUUUUGCUUGGAAGAAUCGAGAUGGAAGAAGUGGAUUGUUCAUGUAAUAAAAACUAACUUUCGUUUAAGGUGGAACCUUUAUCCCGUUCAUCCCCUGCAGACCCCCCUCACAUUCAUGGUUUUUGUGACGUGUUAGAUGCUAAAUGAAAAUUAAUAUAUACCCUUGCAUGUUGACCUAUUUGGAUGGUACGAAAUGGAACUGCCUUGCUCAAAGAUAUUUAUAUACUUCUUUACUACUAGCGACUGAAAGGUCAUUGACAGCCAACUGUUCAUUGUACGAUUUUAAAUCUCACGAGACGACACAAUCUACCAUCCUUCUUGUCUUUUAAACUAUGUCUUCCAUUACAGUCCAUCAGGUUCCGUUACACCGGUGUCGCCUCUGUGGCUUUGAUAGAAGAUGCGAGCCCAGCCUGGCUCUUUCUUUGCUGCUAUUAUUAUUAUUGGGUUUAAGGUUUGUCUGCUGCAUUGAAUUAAUUCACCACGGCAACUGCCUCUCCCCACCCCCAUCCCCCCCCACCCCCAGCUCAGAAAACAAGAAAAAAGGUGAGUUCUGAAAUCUUGUUUUCGUAGAAACAAAAACUGGAAGCUGGAGUUUGAUAUGAGUCCAUUUCACACAAAAAACAAGUACUGUUCCUAUCCCUUUUAAUUAGAAAGAAUACAUGUGAUUUAUCACACAGAGGAACUUUCACACAAGAUGGGAUUGAUUGUAGACUUGUGUUUAAGACUUUGUUUGGCAAGUGACUGUUUUGAGCCUUUUUUGUCAAAUGUACGCGAGAUAUCCAACUCAUCGUCCAUUAGCUAUCGUCUGCAACUGUACACUACGCUGUUGCAACCUGGAGGGGUACAUUCACAAGGUGUCUGCUGGACACGUGCAGAAAACAUAUCAAAUGUAAAACUGACCAAUUAUACGACCUGCAAGAGCGACUAGAUUAGUUAUGAACGACUGAAACGCCCUUUAGACAAUUUCAAAGAGCCUGCUCUAUUCACGUAGCCAAUGUAAACUGUGCCGAGAUAGCCAAAGUUUCUCCCUCACAGCCACGUGUUCAUAAAUAACACGAGGCGAGCGUCCCGGACUGUCGUUGUGAAUCUGCCCCCCAGUGUAACAGACUUGUCUUUCGUUUGUCCCCCGUCCGAUCCCUUUCCUCUGCAACAAAGGGUCAUCUGCCUGUAGCUACCUUGUGUUGCCAAGAGCACAGAUAAAGUUUCCACCUUCAAACAUUUUUGUAGGAACUAGAAUUGUCCUCCUAGUUCAGUGUUAAAGCAGGUGUCACAUGCUAGAAAAGACUUUUACUAGAACAUAUUUGAAAGAUAGAGUAUCUUAUCGAGAGAGAGAGAGAGAGAGAGAAAACUGAAACCUGGGCGAUAUACUGUAAGGCGAGCUUCUCUAACUUUGUUAUAAUUAAUUGUAUACCUGUGUAUGUAAAUAUGAUGCAUUCCUAUUUUGCAGUCAAGAACAAAAUACUAUUUGUAAUAUAGAAUAAACUUUAUUAUGAAACCAAA